This is a messenger RNA of Hermetia illucens (black soldier fly), 2482 nucleotides long. RefSeq lists its product as uncharacterized. The transcript has 6 exons. The record is from RefSeq and is a predicted model, not a curated record. Lineage: Eukaryota; Metazoa; Arthropoda; Insecta; Diptera; Stratiomyidae. The coding region runs from base 821 to 2179 and encodes 452 amino acids.
CUAUUCAAUGCUCGUGAAAAUGGCUUGCAAGUACGGAUGAAUAUGUUUGCGGCAGUUUCAGCACAGUUGAAUGCUUAUUCGGAACGUAAUAUUAGUCGCUUGUGGAGCCGCCAAACCGCUCAAUUUGGCAAAGCAAAACCAUUCGUUGUGAGCAGCAAGAAGGAGCCAAUACGCGUUUUUGCAAUUAUUCCCGUGAAAAUCAAAAUCAAAAUCGAAAAUUAAUUGCUUUGCAUCGCACGAUCAUAUCACCGAUCAAAAAUCGUUUCGCUAUUUUUUCAGAAUUUUUGUUUAUAUUCAGCCGUGGAAUUUGUUUAAAUCGUAAUAUCUGAUUUUCCGAUGUUUGAACUGCGAUCGAAUUGGCGGUGAUCGAUAAUCACAGUCGCUCCAUCAUUCUCAUUCGCGAUCGGUAGUCGAGCUUGAGAAAUGUAAGAAGUUUUGUGGGGAGUCAUUUAUUCAGAAAUAUUUAUGCAGUGCUUUCUAACGUACGUGAGUGUCCCUGUGCAUUGCAACAAAAAGUUCGCAGUUCAGACGUCCCUUGGACUUUUUUAAAAUCAAGAAAUUGGGGCUACUAACAUAUUUGGUGCGUCAGUAGGCCUUUAAAGCGGUGUCAAAAGUUCAAGUUAGAGUGAAUAGUAACAAUUUGAAUUUCAAACAAUUUGCCGGAACGUGUCAUUACUUAUUUUUGUGGAUGUAGAAUAUUUAGUGUUUUUUUCCAUUUGAAAUAUAUCUUGUUGCAAAGUGGAAAUCCAUUGGCCAGUGGCAAUAUUCUGUGCGUUUGCUGAAUUAGGAUACAACUCUUAAAUAGAUAAGAGAUUUCGAAAUGGCUGCACCGAAAAGCGAUAUAAUUUCAACAGCCAUCGAAACACAAAAAGAUCAAGAUGCAGCUAAUUCAAAACAGAAGCUCUUGGUACCGCGAAGGAUAAUGGAAGAAGAAGUUUGGCUUAGUGGUUCUGAACUGAAAACAGAUAACAGUAGCAGCGACGAAGAGCGGGGCGAUUCUUCAGUGGACUCCAAGGACCGAGCUAAGAAAGGAGCGAAAAAGAAGACGAAAACUAUUUCCCAAAGUGCACGUAACCGAACCAAGAUUCUGCGAGAAUAUCAUCAACAGGAAACGAUCACCGAAACAUUCAGAAGUGUCAAAGAAGUCACAUCUAGUACGACGACAUCUUCAUCAACAGAUUUGAAUGAUUUAUCCUUAAAUGACCAGAAUACCCCAUCGAUGAACACUUUAGACAAAAUGUUAUCAAGAUGUGAAGACGCUUCUCGUCAUUUUAUCAAGAUGUCUUGUAAUAAAGCUGAUGACGAAAAAUCCCAACUGCAAAAAAUUAAACAAUUGGAAGAACGGAUAGCUAGAGCAGAAAAAAUAUAUAUGAAUGCCAGGGAAGAAACUGAUCGCCUAGUCGCCCAAAUGGCAAAACUACUGAACAAUGUUUCGGAAAUACAAGGUCCAGAUUGGGAAUUUUUCACUGAUGUAACGAAAAAGUGGAUAAGAUGCUUUUCCAGCCCAAGUUCGAAAACAAAUAUUUUCGAUGGUUGUAUAGAUUCCAAUCAAAACUUGAAUCAAAGUAUUGAAAAAAAUCAACUCCGGAAAUCAAGACAUUUGGCAAUAAGAAAUAAGGAGAAGAAAAAAAAGUUGAUCAAGAUUCAAAAAGGAACUAAUUACAACAUAGUGUUGAGAAAUAUAAAGCAAUGUUCGAAGGCUAAGCUAGCUCGGGAGACGAAAUUUCAAAAAAUGACCGAACAAGACUCAAAUCGUUUGAGAAGUUUAAUUCGAACCACAAAUGACAUCUACAAUUCGAAUAUAGAUUACAUGGGCUAUAAGCUGCGGCCAGAAGAACUGCAGAGAAUAUCUACCAUAUCAAAUCAACUCCAUUUGGCACAACAGAAUCCAAGGGGUUCCAUAACUGACGACCAUUCAUCCCCGGUUCUUACUAGGACAAAUAUAAGUAACAGAGCGGUUAAUAAUUUACAGGAUAACGACCUUACCAGGAAUCUCGAUUUCAUGCCAGAUCCUGAUUAUACUCAAUACGGUUCACUAACAGAUUCCGAGAAGCAGAUUCUCUUCGCAAGCAGAAGUAACACAUCACUUGCUGAUUCUUUGGACGAAUAUGGCUCAUGUGAGGAGACAAAUUCAGAUUUCCCUUCAUCUACGAACUUAGCAACUCCCAGAUCAGGAUGACAUGGGUUUAUUUAUUUUUUAUUGACUUUUAUUUAGUGUAAUUAUACAAAUUUUGUAUUUUUAAUUUCUUGGCAACAUUGGACUUUAUUAAAAUUUGCAAUUGAUUGGUUUGAAAUUUUAUCUACCUAUAUAUGUAUGUAGUAUGUGGUUAGAAUCUCUAGAAAUAAGCUUUGACCGAAAUAGAAAUUCUUGUAUGGAAAAGAAACUUCACCUCAUUCCUAUGCGAUGUUUGAAUGAUUUACUAGAUAUCUGUACCUACUCACACCAUAUGAACACAUGACUUGAAUCGAUGUUAAAAGUUAC